AUGGCUCCACUCCACGCACCGUCCUUCGCCACACGUCUCAGGUUCCUGCCGCUGCUGCUUUCUCUCCUUCUCCUCCUGCCUAUUGAACCGUCUCUGGCAAAUGCUGACGUGGCGCGGAGUUCCGACGUGGCGGAGAGUCGCCACGAAUUGGAGAGGCGGCGAUCGCUGCUAUUCAGUCGCUGCUCCAAGUCGGGCAUUCGAGGCUUCACCUCCUCCAAGCGCCUCACAGGCGGUCUCUUCCUUCACUGGAGGGCCACAACCAAGGGCAGCAAGAAGGUGAAUCUCGCAUUGCUGGCAACAACCGGGUCUCUUGCCGCCCACGGGUGGUUCUCUGCUGGCUGGUCGCCGGACGGCAAGAUGGGCGGCAGCAACGUGAUCGUAAUGGAUUCGCCGUCCAGCCCUCCUGUGACUGCUGAUCUGAUCGGGCAUGCUGUCAGUGGUAGCCCUGCCACGUGGACUGCUGCUGAUACGAGCGUCACAAGGAAUAAUAUGGGUAUUAUCAUGAGGAAGGACCCACAUGGUGUGGGCGUUUGGUCUGGGGGCUUGGAGUCCAAGUGGGCCGCAUGUGACCAGAGGCGCAACAGUGGUGAAUUUCUCCUGCGACUGCAGAGGCCUGUCAAGGAUCUUCUGCUAAACAACUCUUCCGGGAGUUGGAAUGAGGGUGCAUCAUAG
This is a messenger RNA of Closterium sp. Naga37s-1, 672 nucleotides long. Lineage: Eukaryota; Viridiplantae; Streptophyta; Zygnematophyceae; Desmidiales; Closteriaceae. The record is from the annotation of a GenBank genome assembly.